UGUGCUAUCAGUUAGCAGUUGUGACUGUUUAUGCUACUGAUACCGUUGUUAUAGAUCAGACUGCACCUUCAGUCUCUUUUUCUUUGUAUUGCUUUAUUUGGCCGGAAUAUGUAGCCUAUAUUGAAGAAUGGAAAGUAGAGCAAAGGUGUCUUUAUUGUUUCAGCUAAGAGGACUCCUUUUGGGACAUAUGGUGGUGUUCUUAAAGACCACAGUGCCACAGACUUGGCUGAGCACGCUGCUAAAGCUGCCCUUGUUGCUGGUAAUGUAGCUCCAGAACUAGUUAACAGUGUCAUCGUGGGUAAUGUCAUGCAGAGCUCUGCAGAUGCUCCCUAUAUUGCACGUCAUGUGGGCCUCCGGUGUAACGUGCCAAUACCAGUUCCUGCUCUGACUGUGAACCGACUUUGUGGAUCAGGGUUCCAGUCCAUCAUAAGCGGAGCUCAGGAGAUCUGCCUUAAAGAGUCAGAGAUCGUACUUUGUGGAGGGUCGGAGAGCAUGAGCCAAGCCCCUUAUGCUGUGCGCAACAUCCGUUUUGGCACCAAGUUUGGCACUGAUUUGAAGCUUGAGGACACACUGUGGGCAGGACUCACAGACCUUCACAUAAAGACCCCUAUGGGCAUCACAGCAGAAAAUCUGGCAGAAAAAUACCAAAUUACACGAGAGGAUUGUGACCGGUAUGCCCACCAGACACAGCAGCAGUGGAAAGCUGCUUAUGAGGCCGGAUACUACAAUGCUGAAAUUGCACCUGUUGAUGUGAAGGCCAAGAAAGGGAAAGUGUUUAUGACCCACGAUGAACAUCCUCGACCACAAACUACACUGGAGCAGAUGACGAAGCUGCCACCUGUGUUCAAGAAAGGGGGCACGGUCACUGCUGCCAAUGCUUCAGGUGUGUCAGAUGGAGCUGCAGCUGUGGUGAUAGCUAGUGAGGACGCUCUUAAGGAGCACAAGCUCACUCCAUUGGCUAGAAUUGUAGCAUAUGACAUCUCAGGCUGUGACCCUACAAUCAUGGGCAUUGGUCCAGUACCUGCUAUAACAGGGGCUCUGAAGAAAGUAGGGCUCACAUUGAAUGACAUGGAUUUAGUAGAGGUGAAUGAAGCAUUUGCUUCCCAGUAUUUAGCAGUUGUUAAAGCUUUAGGACUGGAACCAGAAAGGACUAAUGUCAAUGGAGGAGCUAUUGCAAUUGGCCACCCACUAGGAGCCUCUGGGGUCAGAAUCACUGCACACUUGGUUCAUGAGCUCAGGCGGCGAAGUGGUAAGUAUGCAGUGGGCUCAGCCUGUAUUGGUGGUGGCCAGGGCAUUGCUGUAAUUCUGGAAAAUACCCAAUGAGCAAAAGGAGAAACAUGCAUGUAAAAGCAAAAUGGAUCCAAAAUGUGCAAUCAGGGACUGAAAAGUCUUUGAUGUAUUUACAAAUAUUCACAUGUUACAUAGAAUUUCUAGCAGACUUGACAAAUUAAAUAAUGCAAUUUGCUUAAUGAUAGUUAUUGUAAUAAGGUGUAUUCUUUACCAAAAAUGUUAAAUUAAAUAAACAUAUGUCCAGACAUGUUUUUCAAUGUUUUGUUAAGAAUUCAACAGUAGGGAUACAAAUCUGUAUCAAUCUGUUAUCAAUCUAUAAAUCGGUAUAGCAUCUCUUCCUACAUGAAAUGGUAUUUUCUGGUAGCUAUUUUGUAGAAACCUUUUGCAAUAUAUUUUGCUGUUCCAGUAUAUAGUCCUUGAGAGACCUUAAAAGUACUUCAGAAGCAUUAAAAGAACAAUGUACCUUUUAAUGUAAGUGGAUGACUAAUUUAUAGUCAUGUAGGGAGUAAUGAGGAGUAAAGUGCCUGUUUUUCUUUUCUUUUUUUAAACUGUUAAUAGGUCAUGUGUUGAAUGUCUUUUUAACUCACUCCCUUCAGUCUGACAUAUUUGUAACAUAAUCACUCCAAUGUGAAGCACAUGCUGUACAUCAUGGAUUGAGACUUUGGAAACCUGUUGUGCUCUCUGGAUUCAUGAUGAUAAGUGUCAUAUCAAUGUAUUUAGAAAGCCUUCUCAGUGCACAAAUAAAGGGAAAAAAAUGAGUAGCCACUGGA
Ictalurus punctatus (channel catfish) is the source of this 2060-nucleotide messenger RNA. It is a transcript of the gene acaa2, whose product is annotated as acetyl-CoA acyltransferase 2. Gene Ontology annotation, molecular function: acetyl-CoA C-acetyltransferase activity. The record is from RefSeq and is a predicted model, not a curated record. Gene Ontology annotation, biological process: fatty acid beta-oxidation. NCBI's taxonomy places the organism in Eukaryota, Metazoa, Chordata, Actinopteri, Siluriformes, Ictaluridae. The transcript has 10 exons. Bases 307 to 1323 code for a protein of 338 amino acids.